AUGCGGAGAUCGUGCAUGCUCAAAGGCACGAACUCAAAAUCUCGAGAACGAUGGCCGGACUCUAGACCGGCGCCUUGCCGUGUUCUCCCGGAGAGCUACGCUCACCCCGUCCACCGCCAACACCGUGAAAGGCGGCAAAAGAUAUUACACUUAGCCCUAGAUAUCGCCAAACGGUGGUACGGCAGGAGCACUGGUCGGGGCCUCGCUCACUACAAAUCUGGCAUCCCGACACUAGAAUCCGAGGGUAAUCUAGUUCGAGCUGCUUAUGACACGGAUGCAAAGGUCAUGAGAUCUUCUAAGGCAUACCAAAACAAAACUUCUGGUCUGGAGGCGCGGUUCGCCAACGAAGCUGCCUUUGCGUCCCGGGGCACAGAUGAGGGGUUGCAGGAAAACACUAGUUAA
This is a messenger RNA of Parascedosporium putredinis, 402 nucleotides long. NCBI's taxonomy places the organism in Eukaryota, Fungi, Ascomycota, Sordariomycetes, Microascales, Microascaceae. The record is from the annotation of a GenBank genome assembly.